GCGUUUUGUUAGGGAUUUUUAUGAAUGUUCCCGAAACAAUGAUGCAACCAUCCCCGCAUUUGAACAGUUCAUUCACUUGUUUCGGCUUACUGAAUGUUGUUAGUGGCGCAGAACCCAGGAAAAGUCAACGGAGAAGCCCGAAGUACUAGCACGUGCAUUAAUAUAUCUUAUUGAGUGUUCCUGAAAGACGCACCAUGCUGCCUUGUUGAGAACAUCAGCCGUGCUGAUAAGAGAUAUUCAAAUAACCAGAAGGUGGUUAAUGAACACUGAGUGAGGCGGUAAACCAUCAGCAUCUUCAGUUUCUUUAAUGUCUCUGAUGGGUCAUAAAUACGGAAGCCAAGUAUCGGUUGGACCAUUUCUGCAAACUAACACGUUUUCUGUUUCACUUCCUGCGUUUGGUCAUAGACCGGUAUAUUCAGGGCUAGCUGAAGCAAAUUCCCUAAUUGAAACACUACAACCUCCGUCUUCCUGAAUGGUGUAGCAACCGUUUGUCGCGGAAGACCGGAUCUGUGGGAUGUCAGUUUGUUCUUUGAAUAAGUACUUUAGCCAUGGCGAGAAGUGAAGGUGUGAACCAGGAGCUCACUGUGGUCCUGAACCAGCUGUGGAGUCUGGACACCAACCGUCUGAAACCUGGAACUGACUACACCAUCGCUCUGCAGGGUAAGGCCGGUUAUGUGGCCAAGGGCAGUAACCAGGCCAGAGACAACGCCAGAGCUCCUCUGUUUUCUUACGUUAACGAAAAUAAACUGAAAAGCAUCAAGACCUAUUCCUUGUUCAUGAGUCUCCUGGACAACUAUGAACCAUCUACCGGCGUGUCGGAGACCGAGACCACGGAGGAACUGAUGGAGAACCAACUGUUCCUCAACGCUGUUUUGGAGACGGAACUCAUGAAGUGUGCUCACGGGUACCUGGUGAGUAAAGGUCAGUCCCCAUCAGACCAGCUGCAGUUUAAGAAACAACUGUACGACAUCUGGUUUAAACUCUACCAUCGGGACAGGAGUGGAGGCGAGGAUUCGUGUGGGUUUGAACAUGUGUUUGUUGGCGAGACCAAAUAUGGGAAGGAGAUCAUCGGUUUCCACAACUGGGUUCAGUUCUACCUGCAGGAGAAGCAGGGUCAAGUGGACUACAAGGGCUACAAGGCCCAGGAAGAGAAGAGCACUCCAGAUGAGGAUGACCACAUUCUGAACCUUCAGUUCAGCUGGAAGGGGUUUGUUAAGCCUGUGGGAAGCUCUUUCAUCGGGGUCAGCCCAGAGUUUGAAGUUGCCCUCUUCACAAUCAUCUUCCUCAGGUCCACUGAGAAGGUAACCACGGUGAAAGUGAAGGUGGAUGAGUAUCUCCUGGAGGUGGUGGUGUGUCGACACGGGCGCGCCAUCGGGACCUCUUACCCCAAGCUACUCAGCAGCAACAACAGGGACCUGUAGGGUGGAAUUCUGGGUAUCCUGAUGAAGUCAAAGGCUGCAUCCUGUACAGCCCAGAGGGCUCUGGUCUAAAGUAAAGUUUCCCAAAACUCUGUCCCAAGGGAUCCCUAAGGGGAACAUUAAGUAUCUGUCCAAAAAGAGUACAAAGCUGAUUAAUUUAUUCAGCAUGUGAUUUAUCUUUGUCUAAUUUAAUGAUCUGUGACAGGAUAUGACAACAGCAUACAGGGCCAGCAGACUCACUGUUGCAGCAGAAAAUGUGGUGCCAUUUUUGUUCUUUGUGUUAGAAGCUAUGAAAUAAAAAUUACUCAGAAUGGCUUCA
This is a messenger RNA of Esox lucius (northern pike), 1737 nucleotides long. RefSeq names its product poly(U)-specific endoribonuclease-C. NCBI's taxonomy places the organism in Eukaryota, Metazoa, Chordata, Actinopteri, Esociformes, Esocidae. Bases 549 to 1421 code for a protein of 290 amino acids. Gene Ontology annotation, molecular function: RNA endonuclease activity. The transcript has 8 exons. The record is from RefSeq and is a predicted model, not a curated record.